This is a messenger RNA of Conger conger (European conger), 3142 nucleotides long. Its product is annotated as protein CBFA2T2-like. Gene Ontology annotation, biological process: DNA-templated transcription; negative regulation of DNA-templated transcription. The coding region runs from base 265 to 1965 and encodes 566 amino acids. Gene Ontology annotation, molecular function: transcription corepressor activity. NCBI's taxonomy places the organism in Eukaryota, Metazoa, Chordata, Actinopteri, Anguilliformes, Congridae. The record is from RefSeq and is a predicted model, not a curated record. The transcript is spliced from 11 exons. Gene Ontology annotation, cellular component: nucleus.
GAGAGAGGUGGGGGGAGGACUGGUCUGCUUGGAUAUCCUUUUUCCAUCUGGGACCCAUCUGUGUUUCCUUGGCUUUGGACGAGCGGCUCGGGCUGCACUGGGACUCACAUAUGUGGGAACGCAAACACAUGCCUGACAUAUGAAGGCGUGGAGAGAGGAGAGAGAGAAAGCAGGAAGGAGACAAACACGUUACAGUCUAAAAGAGAGAGGCAAACGACCGAGCUACAACAGGGAGGAGACAGCGCAGAGAAGACGAGCCCUGCCAUGCCCGGUUCUCCUGUGGAUGUGAAAGCUCACGCCAGGUCUGUUCCCUCCGCCAUGCCGCCCCUGCCCUCCGUCAACCCCAGCGGUCCGCGCCCCGCCUCCUUCUCCUCCACCUCACUGACCAACGGGAUCAAUCAUUCUCCUCCUACCCUGAACGCAGUGCCCUCGCCCCCUCAGCGCUAUAGCAACGGGCCUUCCUCUUCUUCCUCCUCCUCGCUGGCCAACCAGCAGCUCCCGGCGACCUGCGGAGCCCGGCAGCUCAGCAAGCUGAAGCGCUUCCUGACCACGCUGCAGCAGUUUGGCAACGACAUCUCCCCGGAGAUUGGAGAGAGCGUGCGCAGCCUGGUUCUGGCCCUGGUGAACUCUACGGUCACCAUCGAGGAGUUCCACGGCAGGCUUCAGGAGGCGACCAACUUCCCUCUGAGACCGUUCGUCAUCCCGUUCCUAAAGGCCAACCUGCCCCUCCUGCAGAGGGAGCUCCUGCACUGUGCCCGCGCUGCCAAGCAGACGCCCGCGCAGUACCUGUCCCAGCACGAACACCUGCUGCUCAGCACCGCGCUGGCGUCCCCGCCCGACUCCUCCGAGCUGCUGCUGGAGCCCGCAGACAGCGCCAAGAGGCCCAGCCCCACCAGGGGGAAAGAGAACGGCUUUCACGAUCGCCUCCCCGGUCCUCUGGAGCCCCCCGCCAAGCGCAUCUGCACCAUCAGCCCAGCGCCCCGCCACAGCCCAGCCCACCCCCUGCCUCUGAGCGCCCAGCUGCACCCCACGCCUCCGCCCCUCCAGCACUACGCCCUGGAAGACAUCGCCGUGCCCCACCUGUACCGCGAGCCCCAGCGAAUCCUGGAGCUCCGCGACCUCAAGGACCGCCCCCGUCUCCCGGGCACCAACGGGGGCUACAACGAGGACCCGGUGGACCACCGGCUGACGGAGAGAGAAUGGGCGGACGAGUGGCGCCAUCUGGAUCAUGUGCUGAACUGCAUUGUGGACAUGGUGGAAAAGACCAGGCGCUCCAUCAACGUGCUCCGUCGCUGCCAGGAGUCAGACAGGGAGGAGCUGAACUACUGGAGGAGGCGCUCCAGUGAGGAGGAGACCAGGAAGAGCGCCCCACCCUUUUCCAAGAGCCACAGCCCCCGCACGGGGGAGAGCGGAAACUCCGAUACCCAGAGAGAGUUUGCUCCUCGGCCAGGUUCUGCCUACGUGCCGGACGAGAUCUGGAGGAAAGCCGAGGAGGCAGUGAACGAGGUGAAGAGGCAGGCCAUGGACGAGGUUCAGAAGGCGGUGGCUGAGGCCGAGCAGAAGGCCUUCGAGAUGAUCGCGGCCGAGAGGGCCAAGAUGGAGAAGACCCUGGCAGAGACCAAGAGGAAGGCCACGGAGGACGCCAUCCUGGUCAUCAACGAGCAGGAGGACUCCAGCGAGUGCUGCUGGAACUGCGGGCGCAAGGCCAGCGAGACGUGCAGCGGCUGCAACGCCGCCCGUUACUGCGGCUCCUUCUGCCAGCACAAGGACUGGGAGCGCCACCACCUCAUCUGCAGCCCCGGGCUCCAGGCCCAACCCAAGCCCCUGUCCGCCAUCACCGCCCGAGGGCUGGGCAAGGCCCCGGAGAGCGCCCCGCCGUCCGGCCCCGGGGCCGACAAGACCGCCCGCACCUCCAGGUCUCCCACGCCCGCCCCCGCCCCCUCCACAGAGACCAACGGACACUGAGCGUCCCUGGGAGCCGCCCGCGGGCGAGGACGUUUGAACGGCGGGUCACAUUCGCGGGUGGAGGACGGCCUGGAGGUUGGGUGUGGGCUUAGGUUGGAGGGACUUGGAGCUGGUUUGUUUCGUGUAAAUGAGCAAAGUGGCCCAUCCUCUUUUGAGACCGAGAGACUCAAACGUGUACUGUACACUCCGGUGGACAAACAGGACUUUUCCCCCAAAGGGACGGCCAUUUUGUCUCCCUUCUUGGUACCCUAUAGAACAGCUGGGAUUGCUGGCAGAGCAAAUGACAGGCCAAAAAUCAAAUCAAGGUUUGUUUGAUAAUCUAUUCUGAACCCUAUAUGAAAGUUUGUCACAGGUGCUGAUGGUUAUAAUCUGAUUUGGCUCAGAAUGUAGGUUCCAGUACUAAUUGCAUAUACCCUCCAGUUUUUUAUUGAUCAUCUUGUGUAUAUAGAGCUGAGAGAAGAGUUAUUUGAUGCUGCCCUUGUAAUCGUAACCAUUCUUUGACCACGCAUCAAGCAAUUGAAUUGUGUAGUUGUUUCCUAAGAUAAUGUGUGUUUGCCUGUUGUUCAUAUUAUAUGCUCACAAUCUUCUUUGGUUACAUCCCUUUCCUUGGUGGGUUUGUCUGUAGGGAAGGUCUAAAGUUCAUGCUGUUCACUGGAGGCAGACAUUUUAACGCUUCUCUGUUUGGGAGAGCAAUGCCGAAAGCAUUCAGCAAUGGCAAGACAUUGAGUAUGACACCAAAGUUUUUCUGUCAGUAGCUAAGUGUCACUAUAUCUGCACGUUAACACACACCGAAGAAAUAUCUAUUGGUUUCACAAGUUGUUGCCACCUGUAUUUUCUGCUGUGUGAGAUCUUCUAGUGAGUACUUGCCACCUAACCGACUUACUCGGACUUACCGAUUUGAUGUCCGGGUUAGCUGUACUGGGCAAUAGGACACCGGGUGUGGAAAGUCACGUGGAUGAAGCCUUUGAAUAUAUGAUACAUUCCCACAUGCACACAGUAAUAUUUAAUUAACGCAAAGCACAAAGGACAACAGACACAACGCUACAGUUUCAAUGUACAGCCUCGGCGUUCACGUUAUCUCCUUUUGUACGUCUCACAAUGCUUAAAAUCUCAGGAGUAUAUUGUACAUUUAUUUGUUUAUGUCAUCAUUAAAUACAAUUUGAAAAAUGUGCAUAUC